AUGCUGGACGUUUUCGAGAUCCUGACCACCUCCGGGGUGGUGCUGUGGUCGAGGUCUACCUCCAAUAUCGGGGCCUCCGCAGUCAACAGUUUGAUCAACGAUGUCUUUAUCGAGGAGAAAGUCCGGCCGCCGGCCUCCCAGUCGGGCCAUCCUGCAUAUAAGCAUGAGAAAUACACUCUGAAAUACACCCUGGUCAAAGACCUGGGUCUGAUCUUCGUCGCGGUUUACCAGUCCCUCCUGCACCUGACCUGGGUCGACAAACUCCUCGACGAUAUCCGAACCAUAUUCGUGCAAGUGUACAGAGGACAGUUGGAGGAACUCGACCAUGCGGUGCUGAAAUAUCCCUUUGACAAAUACUUCGAUGAGGAGCUACGCAGACUGGAUCAGAGUGCGAGUGCACACGGCGCCGAGACCCCUCGAGUCCAAGUGCAGGAGGAGAAGAAAAUCAGCGCAGAAGAGGCCGACACUGGAGGUCCACCGCCGCCAGAACUGCCUCAGCUGCUCAAGGCACAGCCACGAGCUGUGCCGGUGGUGAACGGGGAUUCUACACAGCAUACACCUGCUCAAUCGCCUAAUUCAUCGCGCCCCACCACUCCUCUGCCAGGUGUUGCGGGACAUCUGUUGACGGAGAAAGUGAGACCGGGCAGUCGGGGUUCACGCAGAGCCAGAAAGGCCGCGCACACCGUCACCACGAAUGCUUCUUCUGGCGACGAGGCCAGGAGAUCGAAAACACCUCAAAAAGCUGCCAAGAAGGGCCGAGUCUGGGGUCCAGACGGAAUGGCCGACGAAGUAGACGACAAGAACCUCGACUAUUCUGCCAUCGACUCGGAUGCAACUGGCGGGGCAGGGGUAAGCUCUCCCGCCCCAGAGGCAAUCACUCAAGACAGUUGGGGCACCAAGAACAAGCAGGGGCAAUUCGUCUUGAAGGAUCUUGGCGACGAAGUAACGAAUAUUCUCAAAUCGGCAGACACAGGCCGAGUCCAGACUCAGGGUAGUGGGACCACGAAACUCGGAGCGAUCUCCGGCUAUUUCAGAAACAUUGUUGGAGGGAAAACGCUGACCAAACAAGACCUCGACAAGCCCCUGAAGGCUAUGGAAGAGCAUCUCAUCAACAAAAACGUUGCGCGCGAUGCCGCAGUCCGGAUCUGCCAAGGUGUGGAGGCGGAGAUGGUGGGUAAAAAGACAGGAGCCUUCGAGUCUAUCGAGACAGCCUUGCGGCCUGCCCUGGAGACGUCCCUGAGACGGAUCUUGACGCCCAGAUCGUCAUUGGAUCUUCUGCAACAAAUCGAGGCCGUCACAACCCCAUCAGGUGCCAAAGCCAAACCCCGCCCUUUCGUGGUCACGAUCCUCGGGGUCAACGGUGUGGGGAAGUCGACCAAUCUUUCGAAACUCUGCUAUUUUCUACUGCAGAACAACUAUCGCGUGCUGAUUGCCGCGGGGGAUACCUUCAGAUCCGGAGCGGUGGAACAACUCAACGUCCACGUGCGGAACUUGAAGGAGCUCACGGCGCGAGAAAACUUGGGGGCCGUGGAUAUCUAUGAACGGGGAUACGGCAAAGACGCCGCCAACGUGGCCAAAGACGCGGUCGCCUUCGCCGCCGCCAACGACUACCAAGUCGUUCUGGUCGACACUGCCGGUAGAGCGCACACAAACACGCAGCUGAUGGCGUCGCUGGAGAAGCUGGUCGACCUUGCACAACCGGACUUGAUCUUGCAGGUGGCCGAGGCCUUGGUCGGGAAUGACUCUGUUGGGCAGGCGCAGAACUUCACCAAAGCGCUGGGGAAGAACCGCAAGCUGGAUGGCUUCAUUGUGUCCAAGAUCGAUACGGUUGGAUCUGGGAUCGGGACCAUGAUUAGUCUGGUCCAUGCCACUUCGGUGCCGGUGCAAUUCAUCGGCGUGGGUCAACACUAUGGUGAUCUUCGACAAUUGUCGGUGCCCUGGGCAGUGACUAUGUUGAUGAGCUAG
Messenger RNA from Capronia epimyces CBS 606.96, 1965 nucleotides. Its product is annotated as fused signal recognition particle receptor. The coding region runs from base 1 to 1965 and encodes 654 amino acids. Gene Ontology annotation, molecular function: signal recognition particle binding; ATP hydrolysis activity; GTPase activity. Gene Ontology annotation, biological process: SRP-dependent cotranslational protein targeting to membrane. The record is from RefSeq and is a predicted model, not a curated record. Lineage: Eukaryota; Fungi; Ascomycota; Eurotiomycetes; Chaetothyriales; Herpotrichiellaceae. Gene Ontology annotation, cellular component: signal recognition particle receptor complex; endoplasmic reticulum membrane. The transcript has a single exon.